Diaporthe citri is the source of this 1089-nucleotide messenger RNA. RefSeq lists its product as uncharacterized. Lineage: Eukaryota; Fungi; Ascomycota; Sordariomycetes; Diaporthales; Diaporthaceae. The coding region runs from base 1 to 1089 and encodes 362 amino acids. The record is from RefSeq and is a predicted model, not a curated record. The transcript is spliced from 4 exons.
AUGCUUACAUUAGCACAAUUCGGCGAGCGGACAUUCUUCUACGUGGGCGGACAAUAUGUCAAUUACACAUUUCAGGACCAGUACAUGGUGGGUCAGAUGUACGUUGAGCGUCUCACUCCACCGACCAUCCUCCACGAGCACCCUCUGGUGUUCAUUCACGGCUCUGGACAGACCGCUACCAACUGGUUAAACACCCCAGACGGCCGCGAGGGAUGGGCAUCUUACUUCCUCCGCCAGGGCUACGUGGUCUACCUUUCUGAUCAGCCCGAACGCGGGCGCUCGAUCUACACGCCCGGGAGCGGCGAGCUGGCGGUUUUCUCCACAACAGCAACGUCCUCCAUCUUCACAGCCCCAGAGAAAGUCCUCCCUCUCCCUUACCCGCAAGCCGCCCUGCACACCCAAUGGCCGGGCACAGGGCUCCCAGGCGACCCAGCCUUCGACGCCUUCUUUGCCUCUCAGGUGCAGCUCCAGGCAAACAACACCAUCACCGCGAAGCUGUCCAACAACUCGUACGUAGCGCUGGCGGACCGCAUCGGCAUGCCUCACAUCCUCAUCACGCACUCGCAGGCAGGCCCGUUCGGCUGGCAGCUAGCCAACGAAAGGCCCGACCUUCUCGCGGGGCUGGUGGCCAUCGAACCCGGCGCGAGCCCCUUCGAGACCUGGACCGGUCCACCCUAUGCGCCGGGGUAUGCGGCAGCGUGGCCGCCGUUGACGUACGGGCUUACUGUCCUCCCGCUGGUGUAUGACCCGCCGCUGCCGGAUGAUGACCCGGGUGCUUUGGCGAAGGAGACUGUCCCGCCUGCUGGCCCUGACCUGGCUCCUUGUAUCUUGCAGGCAGAGCCGGCUAGGAGGCUUCCCAAUCUGGCCAAGGUACCAGUGCUACAGAUGGUCGGGGAGGCGAGCUUUCAUGCUGUGUUUUCUGGCUGCGUGGCGAGUUACCUGGAGCAGGCGGGAGUAGACGUGGAAUUUGUGAGGUUGGGGGAAAGAGGCCUGCGAGGGAAUGGGCAUCUCAUGUUCAUGGAGAAGAACAGUAUCGAGAUUGCGGAGAAGGUGGUGAUACCAUUUCUCGAAAAACUGGAGAAGCAAUGA